ACACACCACCCUGCCCCGUCCUGGCAAGUCCUCCGGGCUGGUCUGAGUGGGCGCGUUCGGGUGGUGCAAACCCUGGGCACAUCAUGUGUCUUUUCUUCUCUGGCUGGCACUGAACUGCUGCUCACCAGAUGCCAGCAAUGAUGACACUCCCCCUCCUGGAUGCAGGACUGGCUGCCACUGUGGGGAGGGGUGACCCGUGCCACGUGCUCCCAGGACACUGGCUAGGGGGCCAUAAAGGACACCUUGAGAGAAGCUGGCACAGACUUGUUCAGACUCCCGGUGGCCCGCCGAGGUCGUGAGCAUAGAGCUCUGGAGAUGAAGACCCUGCUCCUGGGUGUCACGCUCAGCCUGGCCGCUGCCCUGACCUUCGCCCUGGAGGAGGAGGAUAUCACAGGGACCUGGUAUGUGAAGGCCGUGGUGACUGAUAAGGACCUUCCGGAGGAGAAGAGGCCCAGGAAGGUGUCCCCAGUGACAGUGACAGCCCUGGACCGUGGGGACUUGGAAGCCAUAUUCACCUUUAUGAGGAAUGAUCGGUGCUUCCAGAAGAAAAUCCUGAUGCGGAAAACGGAGGAGCCUGGCAAAUUCAGCACCUGUGAGCCUCCCCCAGCCCCACUGCAGGCGGAGAGCACCCAGGCCACCCUUCUACCAGGGUCCUGGCUCUGCCCACCUCGAGGAGGGGCCGGCCUCUCCUUUCUCAGGGGCUGGUGGCCCUGA
Sapajus apella (tufted capuchin) is the source of this 714-nucleotide messenger RNA. RefSeq names its product odorant-binding protein 2a-like. The transcript is spliced from 3 exons. Bases 316 to 714 code for a protein of 132 amino acids. The record is from RefSeq and is a predicted model, not a curated record. Gene Ontology annotation, molecular function: small molecule binding. NCBI's taxonomy places the organism in Eukaryota, Metazoa, Chordata, Mammalia, Primates, Cebidae.